Molecule: messenger RNA, 642 nt
Organism: Lachancea thermotolerans CBS 6340
Lineage: Eukaryota; Fungi; Ascomycota; Saccharomycetes; Saccharomycetales; Saccharomycetaceae
Gene: HNT3
Product: DNA 5'-adenosine monophosphate hydrolase
Exons: 1
Coding region: 1-642 (213 amino acids)
Biological process (GO): single strand break repair; double-strand break repair
Cellular component (GO): nucleus
Molecular function (GO): single-strand break-containing DNA binding; double-stranded RNA binding; mismatched DNA binding
Source: RefSeq, a predicted model, not a curated record
AUGUCUUUCAGAUACGUUUUGAAAAACUAUAUAGUUGAGCCGCAACUCUAUCCAGAUGAAGUGUUGUUUUUCGAUUCACACGCAGUCAUCAUAAAGGACGCGUUCCCUAAGAGUCAAUUUCAUUUUUUGAUCCUUCCCAGAGAUCUUAAAAUUACAUGGACCGAUCCCACCUCCCUUAGCGCCGAGCAAAAGAGCAAGUUACAAGGCUAUGUCGAUUGGGCUCUUACUCGCGCUUUUGAAGAUUUUACUAAAAGUUAUACGUUUAGCAAAGAAGGAAUGAUUCCUUUCGAGAAAAAGUACCAAUUUGAAGAUAAACAAUUCUUUAUUGAUAAAUUUACUCAAGUAGGGAUUCAUAGUGUACCUUCUCUUAAAAACUUGCACAUUCACGUCAUGACGAAGGACUUCUACUCUGAUAGAAUGAAGAAUAAAAAGCAUUAUAACUCCUUCAAUACAACUUUUUUCGUGAAUUGGAGACGCCUUCCUUUGGAGGAGAGCCCAGAUGCUACUUAUUUGGAGAAUGAAGUUAUCAAAAAGACAGAUCUCAAGUGCUGCUACUGUAAGAAGAAUUUUAAAAACCGCUUCUCGGAGCUCAAGCUACAUCUAGAUCGUGAGUUUAAGGUGAGAUUCACAAAUCAAAGUUGA